AUGACAUGUAUUGCACCUGAGGACUAUUCGUCCGAGACCAACACCUUGAAUCGCAGCUGUGAGACCUGCCAUCGCCCGAAGAUACAGUACGAUGGCGCUCAGCCAGAAUGUCACAAAUGCAAUUUUGCUGGUAUUAUCGGUGUACACCGCACGAAAGACGAGAACAGCGAUAAUAGUCACACGCUCCACGCCAUCAGAGCUUGUUCCAAGAACUUUGAGGAGACAGCAAUUGUGCAAACUCCGAAACAACCGACAAACGGAUCCCAAUCGCUGAACGAUCGACUACGAGAUACAGUUAACCUAAUUACACAGCUUGAGAUCAAGCUCACAUAGGCAUCUCGCAGCGGCAGCAGCGAUGGCAGACGGACGCGCGACGUCGAGGUUCUUUAGGAUGCCCUGAGAUCGUGGAAGAUCUGCUAGAGGAAGCAGACCAGUAUACAACUUACUAGUACAAUCUCCUUAAUAUUGAGCGUCAAGUAUCGGCGCCCAUCGAGAUACUUGCUCUGAGACUAUAUAAAUAUUGGCAAUGUAACACAAGCAAUACGAGGUAGACCUAUAAUGAAGAAAAUCUAGCUUAAUUUACUAUAUCCUAAAC
Molecule: messenger RNA, 595 nt
Organism: Pseudovirgaria hyperparasitica
Lineage: Eukaryota; Fungi; Ascomycota; Dothideomycetes; Acrospermales; Acrospermaceae
Exons: 4
Coding region: 1-333 (110 amino acids)
Biological process (GO): regulation of DNA-templated transcription
Molecular function (GO): DNA-binding transcription factor activity, RNA polymerase II-specific; zinc ion binding
Source: RefSeq, a predicted model, not a curated record